AUGUCGAGCGCCCUUGCGGGAGCUGCCAACGAACAUGUCGCAGAUACCGACGAAUUUGACUUUGGUGACGGAGACGAUUUCGAGCUGGACGAGUCGGCGCUGCUUGCUCUUGAGGCGGAAGCGAAUUCCAUGAGAGCCGCCGGACCCUCCAAGCCCAGAGCACCACCCUCAGCGCCGGCCCUUCCUUGCACACCCAAGAGAGCAGCCAACUUGCCACGACGCUUGACUCAGACGUCUGGACGUGCAAUACUUGCCUUCGAAACGCCCUUGGUUCCUCGCCGUGCCGCGUUCUUCGCCGACGAUCACAUGCAGCCGACACCACCGACUUCUUCGCCUCACUCCAACUUUGGCACGGGGAGUCAAAGCUCGUCAAGCAGACGUCGGUCACAGAGUCCGCGAGAAGAUCUGAGCAUGGCGCCGCCUGCAGCACCGCCAGCAAAGCCGCCAAGCAGUAGCAUUCAAGAGGUCAGGUUCAAUGCCGGUCCAGAUCAGGCGAAAGGCAAACAAAGAGCACAAUUGGACUUUGACGACUUUGACGAGGACGGGGAUGCGUCUCUAUGGGAUGAUGCGCUACUACGAGGUGUGGAUGCGAUCGAGGCGAAUCUGAAAGCGGGCGGUAGCGCGCAAGCGGUCAGUGAUGGCGAGACGCAUGUCGCUGCCCGAUCUACGAUGCGGCAGAGAAAUUUGUUCGGACAAAUUGUCGAAGAUUUGCCUCCUCAAUCGACCAAUCGAGAAUGGGACAAGGAUGCGUACAUGAGGGCAGCCGGCUUUGGUGGGUCUUCUGUAGGAGUGCUCUCUCAGACUGCGGGGCAGAGCUCUGGUGCGAGCAAGACGGGCCCGCGCGUCGCGAAGACCAAGCAAUGGGAUCGGACCGCGUACGCUAAGACGGGUCGACGCUACCGCAGAGAUACAGAAGCGAUGCGGCGCAAGAAGAAUGGCCUACCAGCGCCCAAAGACGAUGAGGAAGGCCAAAUGGACUGGGACAAUGCAAGACCCUAUGAACCUGCCAACGAGGCAAGAGACGUCAUUCCGGAGCUGCAGCCUAUGAAGCUCCGCAUCGAUGAGCAAGCUGCCAAGGAGUGGAUCUAUCCUACUAAUAAGGAGAAGCGAAGGUAUCAAUUCGACAUCGUGCAGAAAGCUCUGUACAGCAACACACUGGUUGCAUUGCCGACCGGUCUUGGCAAAACCUUCAUCGCUGCCGUCGUAAUCCUCAACUACUUCAAUUGGUUCCCGGACGGCAAGAUCAUCUUCGUGGCUCCUACGCGACCGCUUGUAGCCCAGCAGCAAUAUGCCUGCCACCGUAUAUGUGGUCUACCCUGGGAAACGGCCGUCGAGCUCACAGGAGCGACCAAAAGGGGCUUAAGAAACGAUCAGUGGGAGACGAAGCGCAUCUUCUACAUGACACCGCAAUGCUUCGAGAACGACCUUUGCUCGUCGGCCGUGGACGCACGCGAUGUUUGUUGCGUAGUGGUCGAUGAGGCUCAUCGCGCCACAGGCAACUAUGCUUAUGGCAAUGUCAUAAGGUACUUGACUCAGAGGAACCCGUAUUUCAGAAUUUUGGCCUUGACGGCCACGCCUGGCAACAAGAGCGAGAAGGUGCAAGAAGUGGUCGACAACCUGCACAUCAGCCACAUCGAAAUUAGAACGGAGGAAGCCAUUGACAUUAGGACUUACAUUCACAAGAAGGUGCGAGAACGGAGACCUCGUUUCCGUUGAUAGCUGGCGACACUGACGAGCCCUUCUGUCUGCAGCACGAACAUCCCGUCCUCGUGCCAAUGCGAGAUGAAGCCUCGCAGGUCCAGGCGGCCUGGGCAAAGUUAAUGAUAGUGAGAUGCACAUGCUCGCACGCCAGUUGACAUGUCUCCUGUAUCGCUACUCAUCUCCUUCUCUAUCCGACAGCCUGUCGUCGAUCCGCUCUUCAAGGCGCGCUUAAUACACAGUGCAGAUCCUGUGUCUCUGCAUCCCUUCGCUUUGAUAAGCGCCGGCAGGAAUCCCGGCAACAAGCCGAUCUUCGCUAAGAACGGUUCCCUUCGCGGAAAACUUGGAACACUCCAGGCUAUGGCCGCUGCCAUGCAGCUGCUCAACGAGCACUCAAUCACCAUGUUCCGCACGCGCGUGCAAGACUUCGCCGCGAAGAAGCGACCGGGCAUCAAUCAAGACUCUGCCGAAUUCAAACGCUUCCGAGUACAGCUCGACAGCCUCGAUCAGACACCCGAAAACAUGCUGCAUCCGAAGAUGGUGUACUUGCGGGACGUCGUCAAGACUCACUUUGUUGCAGAGCAAGAGCAGGGCCGUAGCAGCGACACUCGUGUCAUGAUUUUUUGCUCGUACCGAGAAUGCGUGAAGGAGAUUGUCGAGUUUCUGAACACGAUCGACGAUAUCAAGGCUGUACAAUUCAUUGGCCAGUCGGCAGAUCGCACAGGUGGCAGUGGCAUGAAUCAGAAAGCCCAGGAAAAGGUGAGUGCAGGCAGGCUUAGCAUGAGUACGUGGAGGGCUGAUCGCCGCGCUCAACCUGAACGAGCAGAUCAUUUUUCAAUACCGGCAAGGCUACUACAACGUGCUAGUCGCCACUUCAAUCGGCGAGGAAGGCCUCGACAUUGGAGAAGUUGACCUGAUCGUGUGCUACGAAGCUGUCAAAGAUUCGGUCCGCAUGGUGAGCAGAUAAAGCGCAGAGCUCCCCAGUCCAGCCUUGCAGCUCAUUACGCUUUGCUCUCAACAGUUGCAACGUGUCGGCCGCACGGGACGUAAGCGUGAUGGCAAAAUUGUCGUGCUCAUGUCAGAGGGGCGUGAGGAGAAGCUUUGGGCCCAGUCCAAGGACAAUUACAAGUCUGUUCAGAAAGACAUCACCAGAGGCCUUAAUUUGGAGCUCUUCGGCGACGUUCCGAGAUUGGUGCCCAAGCACAUCAAGCCCACUGUCGUCAUGCGUGAUGUCGAACAACCCGAUUUUAAUCCAGGAGCGGUAGAUCUCGCUCAGACUUCGAGCAACGCCACCAAGUCUGCUGCGAAGAACGGCAAGGGUAAAGGCAAGAACAAACGCAUUGCCGAAGACAUGCCUGAAGGUGCUUUGAUGAACUUCAUUGCAGCAAGCGAGUUGCGAAAGGAUGGCAAGCUCAAGCGAAGUAGCUCUGGAUCGGCGAAGACUAUCCGACGCAAAAGCGGAGGUAAGAGAAGAGAUACCAGUUCUUCAGAAGAAUCACCGCACGAGAGGAUAGCAGCGGCCCCAGCUUUGGCUCUGUCCGACGACUCAGACGACGAUCUUCUUGCUGGUGGCAUCGACUUUCGGUCGGCUGCCAUGGCCACAAAGAGGACGAAUGGCCACGGACGCAAAGGGACAAUGACGGCUACUUGGCUACACGAUUCAGCCAGUCACCCUAAAGGCCGCAGGCUCGGCGUUCGACGCCAGCCAUCUAGCGCUGCAUUGUUCUCUUCACCUCUUUGCAAUUCUUUGGUCGCCAAUGCAGCGGGACUGCCUGACGCGAGCGACCAGCGUGCUUUUGCGCUCGCUUCUGGAGGCGAAAGGCCGCAUCACACGCGAGCCGAGCAAGAUGGCCGCCCAUCCUGUUCGCCAGCCCGGACCGGAUGUGGUAUUGGCAAGCCACAUCCUUUGGUGGCAGCGUUGUUGGAGCAGCAUGCCGCUAGCGGAGAUGACGAGAGUGCGCCACGGGACGCGAUAGAAGCUGCCGACGCGGCGAUGCUCGUGGACGGCGGCACAUCCGAUGUGGAAGACAGCUUUGAUGAUCUUGAGCCGCUCCCGCUUUUGGGCACUCAGGAUCCAGUGAACGUCCUCGACACACCUCCGUUGCCAGCAGGCCCAACCAUUGGAACCGCGCCGAAGUCGGCUUUCGACAGUGGCAAAGGGGCAACUACACGCACGCAAGGCGACUCGACAAAAAAUGCCUUGCUGACUUCGGACGACACACCAUUCAAACCUCAGGUGCGGCGUUUCCCGGCCCGGCCUAAUGCCCCUGGCUCGUCACCCCUCCAAAUGCCGCCUCCCGCCGCACGACCGAAGAAACGCCUGCGUCGAGGUGUGGCGGGGUGGGACUCUGAUCAGCCUGAUGCAGGAGAUGGAAUUGUUUGCAAGGAUCGACCUCGUGGAGGAGGAGCGUCAUCCUCGAAGCCAGCUGCAGUGGGCAGCCGUGCCGCUUGUCAGGCGAACGGGCCAAAGAAACACAAGAGGCAGAAGAAGCGCAUCUCGAACUCGCCGACCAGCCGGAUGCUCUUUCGCCGGUCCGCAGAGCGUGACACGGAUGAAGAGAUCCACCGUGAGCUUGACGAGAACGACGAGGGUCUGGACACGGAAGACGACGCGGACUCGAGCGACCGCGAGCAUGUGGGUCACUUUCAGCCCACCCAGGCUCCUCGAGGCUACAAUCAACAAGCAAUGUACGCGCAAUCGCUGCUGUGAGUCGAUAGGUCGCAAGGGUGCCCGUGAUACGAAGCGAUCAAGCUGACCCAUGAAAGACCUUCAACGGUGCAGGACACAAGCCGCGCCAAAAAUGGGCCUGGAUCGCCCGCAGCGCAAAGCAGAGUUCUACGGUGGUCGCUACGGAGCGCUUGCCUCCGACGAGCACGAAGAGUCUCCGAUCCGCGCAGCGCGAGGGUCGCACCGCCAGCGCCGAGAGACCGAGAGCACGCAUGCUGAAGAGCCAAGUGAUUCCGAGGACAAUUACGAACUCGGCUCCUUCAUCGUCUCGGAUCAUGAGCAAGUGAGUGCCUGACGCUGCAUUUCGUUUGCAGCUCAUGCGCUGACUGCUACCCAACCCAAAGAUCGAGAUGGCGAGCUCGAGCCAAAGACUUCCCCAGACUAGCUCCCAAUGA
This is a messenger RNA of Ceraceosorus bombacis, 4821 nucleotides long. The record is from the annotation of a GenBank genome assembly. NCBI's taxonomy places the organism in Eukaryota, Fungi, Basidiomycota, Exobasidiomycetes, Ceraceosorales, Ceraceosoraceae.